Molecule: messenger RNA, 5306 nt
Organism: Nomia melanderi (Alkali bee)
Lineage: Eukaryota; Metazoa; Arthropoda; Insecta; Hymenoptera; Halictidae
Gene: Galphao
Product: G protein alpha o subunit
Biological process (GO): adenylate cyclase-modulating G protein-coupled receptor signaling pathway
Cellular component (GO): heterotrimeric G-protein complex; cytoplasm
Molecular function (GO): GTPase activity; G protein-coupled receptor binding; GTP binding
Source: RefSeq, a predicted model, not a curated record
UGUAUAUACGUGCAUACAUGUAAUAUAUUAUAUACCCGCGCAUACAUCUAUAUGCGUACACGUUUAUACAUAUAUAUAUACGCGUAAAGAAAGAAACGUGAACGUUGUUGCAAGUGCCGUAAUUCCCAGCGGAGUAAGCGAGGAUCCAUCGAUUCCGCCGCGGGUGUUACCUUCGAUAUUUUGAUACGGGUACGUCGAGUCGCGGCGAGGCCGAUCGGUCGGGUCCGUUCGGCUACCCGGCACGAGAUCUCCGGACCCCAGUGUUACGCGGUGCUUCAGCGGCUUUGGGUCGGACGCUUGCCCGUUUCCGAGAUUCGAUCACGGAACCCGGGGGCCCAGUUUCUCUCGGUGGUUCGCUGUAGUGCUACUACACUACCGCUAGCUGCUACUGCUGUUGCUGCUGCUGCUGCUGCUGCUGCUGCUGCUGCUGCUCGCCCCGGCUCGGCCCGCGCCGGUCGUAUCGAUUCGAGGACGUGACACGGCCCGCGCGUACAUAGAUACACGCGCCCGUGCCCAGUGAGAUACCAGUGUGCCGACACACGAUCCGGAGAGGUGCGUAGAAAAAGAAAGGGUGUCCGCGGAGUUAGACGACAAGGGGGAGAGCCGUCUAUGUGCGCGACCGGCGACACCAAGUGCUACCCUGGCACCUUGCGGACGACACGGGGUGGCUACGCCAAGCUAGUGCCUAGAGGAUUUCCAACCCCGUCCCCAGGGUGGCGGGCUCCCACAGCGUGCUCGACGAGCGGGGAGCGCGGCGGUGCAGCUAGCUGGAACGACGCUUAAGGCACACGGUGGGCAAGCGGAGGUAGCCAGUCUAAGGAGGAGGGUUGGCGGACGAGCGGCACGCUGGUUUCGCGGUAACCCGAAAGGCGACGGAGGCGAGCAAGACACGGGCCGAGGGAUCGGUGUCCGAGGGUGGCGGCCAGAGGUGACGCAGAACCGAGGAGGCGGCGGCGGCGGAGGGGAAGUGUUUGGAGGCGCGAGGAAGAAGGUGGUGGUUUGUUGUGCGCGGUGGUGGUGAUUACCUCAAGGAGGAUCCUGCGAGGCGGCUCUAGUGGCGAGGUUUAGGAGGAAAACGAGCGAGCCGAGCAAGAGGAGACCAGGAAGAAGAUCGAAAAAUAAGGGAGACACGCACAGGAGUGUACACGCGCACAUAUAGUCGGUUCAGGCCUUUCGUCGCGGAGGAAGGGAGGAUUUAGAGGUUGGUGGUGGCGUUUGUAAGGGCAACCUGUGGCAAGAUGGGCUGUGCCAUGUCAGCGGAAGAGCGGGCCGCCCUGGCCCGCAGCAAGCAGAUCGAGAAGAACUUAAAGGAGGACGAGAAGCAGGCCGCGAAGGACAUUAAGCUGUUGCUGCUCGGCGCCGGUGAGUCCGGGAAAAGUACCAUCGUAAAACAAAUGAAAAUUAUCCAUGAAAGCGGUUUUACACCGGAAGACUUCAAGCAGUAUAAGCCCGUGGUGUACAGCAACACGAUACAAUCCCUAGUCGCUAUUCUCAGAGCGAUGCCGAACUUGGACAUCAGCUACACGAGCAACGAGCGAGAGACGGACUCGAAAAUGGUGUUCGACGUGAUCCAAAGAAUGGAGGACACGGAGCCGUUCGGCGAGGAGCUUCUGGCCGCGAUGAAGAGGCUCUGGGCGGACAGCGGGGUCCAGGAAUGCUUCGGCAGGAGCAACGAGUAUCAGCUGAACGACUCAGCGAAAUAUUUCCUGGACGACCUAGACCGAUUAGGAGCGAGAGACUAUCAGCCUACCGAGCAGGACAUCUUGAGGACCCGUGUGAAAACAACGGGAAUUGUCGAGGUCCACUUUUCCUUCAAGAGUCUGAAUUUCAAAUUGUUCGACGUGGGUGGCCAAAGAAGUGAACGUAAGAAGUGGAUUCAUUGCUUCGAGGACGUGACUGCGAUCAUAUUCUGCGUCGCGAUGUCUGAAUACGAUCAAGUGCUGCAUGAAGACGAGUCGACGAAUCGAAUGCAGGAAAGCUUGAAGCUGUUCGACUCAAUUUGCAAUAACAAAUGGUUCACCGACACCUCGAUCAUUCUAUUCUUGAACAAGAAAGAUCUCUUCGAGCAAAAAAUUCGCAGGUCCCCUCUCACCAUUUGCUUCGCCGAGUACGCAGGAGCGCAAGAGUACGGCGAGGCGGCCGCAUACAUCCAGGCGCAGUUCGAGGCGAACAACAAGACAGGCAAUAAGGAGAUCUACUGCCACACGACUUGCGCCACUGAUACAACCAACAUUCAGUUCGUGUUCGACGCGGUCACAGAUGUCAUUAUCGCCAAUAAUCUCCGUGGCUGCGGUCUCUAUUAGGAUAAAUAUUCCCGUCGCGGAGCCGAUCGACCGACACACACUCACACUCACACACACUCACACCACAGACAUGUAUUGCGAGAACGAGGGAGCGCGUGAGAGAGAGAGAAUGAGAGACCGAGAGACUGACACAACAGGCUUGGCGAGAAAGAGGACAGCGUGCACGAGGGGGGAGAGAGAGAGAGAUUCGGAGAGACCGAGGCGAGAGAGAGUGUGAGAGAGAGAAGCAUACCUAUGUACCCACCGCUGCUACUACUCACCACCUGCGGAUACCUUCUCAAUAGUUUUUAUCGACUGCCCUUUCGAAUCUUUCUUCGAAGAUCGACUGAGACCGCGAGGAUCAGCAGGGUGCUUCUUCCGCGCUUGCAUAAAGGCAACCCGCUCGACAGCCGAGGUGGUUGCCGUCGGUGCGGGUAGGAUUGUUGAGUAGACACGUGUCUCGUGGAUUCUGGAUGGUUUCUUAACGCUGGAACUACCAAGCAAUCUGACUUUUUGAAAUUUCUCUGUAGAGACUAAAGUGUAGCUAUUGAGACUUCAGUUUAUUUGCACUGUAGGUUCUGUGUUAGUAAAUCAAUUUCUGUAGUAACUUGUCAGAGAAGCAGCUGUUAUCUUUUCAAUAACUGGAAAAGAAAUGAACCAAUUUCUUUUACAGUUAUUGUGAAGGUAUAGAGACUUUUGAAAUGAUUGGAGAAUGAUUUAGGAAAACCUAAACUGAAAUGGAAGCCAAUUGGAAUGUUAAUAAGUUCAUGCUUGUAGCUUCUAUAAAGAAAUUUAAGAAAGAUUUAAGUGGAGUUAAAAUGAUAAAUUUCUUGGUUUUUUCUUUUGCGAUUACUGGAAAGGAAUCUUUGAGAAAUUACUGAAGCUGAUUAGGUAAUAGCUAAGCUAGAGUUGAAGCUAAUUCGAAUCUCAAUAAAUCCACGUUUGUAGUCUCUAUACAGAAAUGUUUGAAAAUCAGUUUGUGCUCGGUAGUUCUACUGUUAACCCUUUGUGCUUGGAGUUUUCCAAAUGUUUGAUGGGUUUUAACAAGACGGUAUUUUUUAGAGUUAAUCUGGAAAGCUACUUUGAUCCGGUAUUUGAUAUACUGAUAUAUUAGAGAACUUAGUGUUGGAUAUUGAAUUUUGUAAGUUUAGUGUUAAAUUGAACGACGAGAGUCGCCUCUCGAGUGCAAAGGGUUAGAAAUCUUAAUAUAUCUGUUAGUGGUGUAAUAAUUUCAGAGACUCGGUAAACGUGAUUAGGCAUCCUGUAGGCAAGUCUGGAUUAUCUUUUAUUGGGUCUCUUGGAGUAGGUUGUCGAGUCGAGCAGCUUCUGACAAAGAAAGGCUCUUAGUAUUUAUUUGACACCGGUUUACGAGGAUCAAAAUGGCAACCACCGUUUCGCGAGUGAAUAAUCUGAUAGCUCGCGUUGUCUAAACAAACGGAACUCGUUGUUCUCGAAGUGCCGUAGGAAUUUCUCGAGCGAAGUCCAUAUGGCCCGCGAAUGAAGGAGCACCCUGCACUCUCCUUGAAAAUAUCUUCGUGUAAACGAAGAGGAGGACUCGGUAAACAAUCACAGCCCCCGCCGAGAGCAACGGUUCAAAGUCCGGCGGAGAAGAUCGAAAGGAGACUCACCAAAGAUCGAUCCAGAUUUUUCAUGGAUAUCGCGACGAAUCGCACAAAGACCAAUCACGGAACACAUUUCGAUCUCCCGAUGCUUUAUCUUGGUUUCAAUUGCCGAGUCACCGACACGCGGAGUACGGGGCUCUUUCUAGGCUAGAAAAUCAUUGACAUGUUUGCUUCGAAAUCGAUUGAGCACAAUUAUAUCAUAGUAUACAGAGUGAUUCAUAUUAUUACACUAAUUAAGUUAAGCCUGUGAGAAUAUAUUACAAAAGUAUAGCAAAUGAUUAUUUAACUGACUUCUCACAGGACUUCGUUUGAGGUUAUAGGCGUGGCCAGACGAGUCACGCGGCCCGGUGAAUGGCCUUGACCGACCAAAUGAUUUUAAGCCAACUAUAGUGACCUCCUUCUAUACCCCACGAAGCACCAAUGAAGUUCAGUUGAAGUUGCGUCUACGAAUAAGAAAUUCCGUAUGAAGAUUCUGUAUACAUUAGUUCCCCGACCGUCUCGGAUUUUUAUAAUUAAAAAUCUUAAGAUGAAACGUUCGAUUGUUCGUUAAGUUAAGUUCGAUACGGAAUUUUUAAUUAUAAAAAUUUCACGUGACCUGCUUCGCCAAUGAUUUACUAUCUUAGCCGGGACACUUUGUAAUAUAAAAUCCGACUCUCCUUUAUCCCGUGUACCAGGUCGUCGAAUAUUUUCGCUUUACUUCGAACAUAUGUUACGUUAACGAUCGCACAGAAAUCGCACACAACAAACCGACGUUUAGUUAGUUUAAUCAGCGAACGGGACGGUCGGGGUCAGUGGUCCUAGAGUUCUCGAACAGUGCACAAGUUUCGAGGGAGUUUUGUCAAAUUGAACCGUGAAACGAUUUCCAACGCGAAGGAACUUUAGGAUUAAAGCUAGCACAAUAUAUUCUAUACGUAUAUCGGUACGGACCAUUUAGAGGUUUCUUAAUUAUUCUCGAGUAUCAAUCGGACGAACGUCUUUUGUUUCCAUUGAAAUUAUCGGUGCAAUACGAUUCGUGGAGAGGGGUGGACGAACGUUGUUUCACGUAGUUCGAGAAAGAUUUUCGCAUUCGAUGCUUCGCAGGCUCUCGUUUCAUCAACGCACAUUCACAACAAUCUAACGAACAUUCUCGCACAAUCACACGCGUCUGCGCACACGUAUACAAGUACUGGUUGCUGGGAACCUGGCGCUCGCGUCGUUACAGGGCGGAGUCCGGCCCGAUCGGCGGGCGUGAACGCCUCGGCCAAUCAGACGAGAGCGCCAGGUUCCGUGCAACGGUCGGUUCUUUGAGCAAAUGUCACAGCCGACGAGGAGCGGCGCGAGAGAAAGCAAGGAAACGGUUUCGAUCCUUGAAUUUCCGGUGGAGCCAGGUGUCCAGGCUGAUAUUUUUCGAGAAAUUCCCUUU